UCCUUCGUUCAGCAACGUCUCUACCAGUGAUGAGAAAAUUCCUGCAGGAAGAAACAACUGGAUGAAGUCAGGAGCUGCUGGAAGCUACACCUGAAGCUAAAACAACGCUAACAAAGCCACAUUUCCCACAUAUAUAUUCCCAGGAUGUCGUGGCGACUCGGCUCGUGUCCCGAGUCCGAGCCAAUCCGUUAGCCUGAUAACGUUCCAUUCGCCGCCCUAAUCAUCAUCGGUUCAGUCAUGAACCACACGCCCAGCCCUCACAUGGCCGAGGCGGCUAAAUCAGGUCUGCUGUGCGGCCUGGGCGUGGGUCCAGACCGAGUGCGUUCUCCAGACAGCAUGACCCACACGCCGAGCCCCACAGUGGGCACGCCCAGUGCCAGCCCUCCACUGCUGCUGUCCCCCGGUCUGGGCUGUGAUGGUAUGGGUUCGGGAGCGGACUGGGAGAGCCGUGAGGAGCUGCGUCUGCGCGAGCUGGAGGAAGCACGAGCUCGUGCCGCUCAGAUGGAGAAGACGAUGCGCUGGUGGUCGGACUGCACGGCCAACUGGAGGGAGAAAUGGAGUAAAGUACGUGCCGAGAGGAACCGAGCUCGUGACGAAGUCCGCCAGCUCCGCCAGCGUCUCGACGCGCUCACGAAAGAGCUAACAGGAGUGCGGAGAGAGAGACAGGAGCUGGCCUCCGAAAACGAGCAGCUCCAACUCGAGGUUCAGAGACUGAGAGCCGAUCAGGGCUGUCCAUCAAACACCAACAUCUCCUCUCCCGUAUCCAACUCAUCCACCACAAAUUCUGACAAACAGCACAGCCACGAGGACGAGAGUGUCGGAGACGGACCAGGAUCUCCAGAGCCAGAACCUGUCAGAGACGUAGGAGGCGACAAACCAGACCGGCAAAAGGAGCUGCAGCUGUUGGAGGCUCUGCUGAGGGCGAAAGCCGACACGCCGGACUCGUGGGACGCUCGCAGCGUGAGCAGCCUGCGUACGGCUCUGAGCCGUCAGGACCGGAACAGACUGCUUUGGGAGGAUCUGGCAACUCCGGAUGAGGACUCCAGCAAACUCAACGUCCUCCAGCUGCGUCUCGAUGAGUCCCAGAAAGUCCUGCUGAAGGAGCGCGAGGAUAAACUAGCACUCAGUAAGAACAUUGAGAAGCUGGAGACUGAGCUGAGUCAGUGGAAGCUCAAGCACGAGGAACUGAACAAGAGCAAACAGGAAGCUCUCAAACAGCUGAACUUCCUGAAGGAGGUACAUCAGGAUGAACUCGGCCGCAUGUCUGAAGAUCUGGAGGAUGAGCUCGGAGCUCGGAGCAGCAUGGACAAGAAACUAGCCGAGCUUCGAGCAGAGAUGGAGCGUCUGCAGGUGGAGAACGCAGCGGAGUGGGGCAGGCGGGAGCGACUGGAGACUGAGAAGUUGGCACUGGAGCGUGACAAUAAGAAGCUGCGUGCGCAGAUGGAGGACCUGGAGGAGCAGCUGGCACGUAAACGCAGACAGGCAGCCAGUGCACUGGACACCGACCUCAAGAGCAUCCAGAGUGAGCUGUUCGAGAGGAACAAGGAGCUAGCAGACAUGCGUCACAUCCAUACAAAGGUGAAGAAGCAGUACCAGGAGAAGACGGCGGAGCUAGCGCAUGCUAACCGGCGAGUAGAGCAGCAUGAAGCGGAGGUGAAGAAGCUGAGGCUGAGGGUAGAGGAGCUGAAGAAGGAGCUGGGUCAAGCUGAGGAUGAGCUGGAUGACUCUCGUAACCAGACCAGGAAGUUGCAGAGAUCUCUGGAUGAACAAGUGGAGCAAUCAGAGAACCUUCAAGUUCAGCUAGAACAUUUACAGUCCAGGCUGAGGCGUCAGCAGAACCCGAGUCUGUUUGGGAAGAUGAGAACGUCGUCGUCCUCUUCACGGUUCUGCCCCGAUGACCCCGAGCGCCCAGCCAGUGACCCUGACGACGACGAGGAAGAGCUCCAGAUUCAGAUCCCCUGAUCGCAAUCCCAUAAUAUCCGGACCGUGACCUUUAACCUGUCCGCUCACACGGGACAGGUUCUGAUGUGGAACCGCGUCUGUGAGACACAGGGACGGUUCCUCUGCGGUUCCUUUACAGACCGAGCAGAGGAGCCGGAGGAGGAAGUGACAUCAGCAUCAAACACAUUUCACUCGCGUCGUCUUCGUUAUUAAUUCUCGCUCUGAGUCGUGCUCAUAGACCCUCAGAGCGCCGUUCCACCGGGCCGUACUGUACGCUUCGGUACUCUACAGGUGUGAGGGUGGAGUAGGUGAAGCUUGCAGGUGUUGAGGUCAUUUCCUGGUGUUAAACAACGCCAAAGAAUCUUCAAGGUUUGAUUUGUGUUUCAUUGUUUAAUAAAAAGAGACAUCAAUUUUGGUUCAAUCUCUUUGCACACUCAGCACUCCACACCACGUCAAGCUCCGCCCACACACCCCUGUUCACCAAAUGUAGGUAACUGUAGCGUCCCAGUGUAAAAGCCAAAUAAUUACAGAGUUCAUCAGCUUCCUGUGCGACUUUUAUAUUCCUCUGCGCCUUUUAUACGUCUCAUAAAGAAUGCAGUGUCGUGUCGUGGGUUCUGUGCCAUGUAAACGUUUUCUCCAGGCUCACACUCAUCUCCAUCGUGCUUGCCUUCGUCUGUGUGUGUGUGUGUGUUUUAGUAUUAGAGCUCUGACACACCUAGAUUCGGGGGCGUGUCCCGAGCGGUCGGCCCUCCGUAGUGCUGUAGGUGAUGGAACAGAAAGCGUGCUGUCUGAUUGGCUGUUCGGAUCACAUAAUAUAUAUUUAUAUAUCAUAUAAAUAUAGUCCUGAUUUUAUGAUUUUUGUUCAGUGCUUCAGUGUUUUUUGUAACCCUUUCAGUGUAGCCCACCGUGGACUCUGUUGGCUCCGCCCCUUUUGAGACAGACCAUGCUGUUUUGUCUGAGUGUGUCGAGUGUGUAAGUGUUUAUCAACUCUGUGUGAAUGCAUCGUAGCAUCAUGUGCUGUGUAAAACUGUAUUCCUCUGUCUCUAUCUCUCACACUCACACACACACACACACACACACACACACACACAGUGUUGAGGUGAUCAGUACUCAGUGUUUAGUUCUUUAGCGUGUGUCAUGGCUCGAACCUUGAGCUCAGCUUCUUCCUGCUUUAACUUUUUAAGCCCUAAAACAAUUCUCCUUCUGGACAAACAUCAACCACCAACAACGAGGACCAAUACAGACUUACAGACUUCUCCUUUUCUUCAGCAGGACCUUUUUACUCGUCGUUCUGAUAAAUAUUUAUAUAUUUUUUUGUUAUAUAAAUUGUUCUGUAUUACAGUUUUUUGUAUUUAGCAUUAUACAUAUUAAGUGUGUAUAAACACCGGCUGUGUGUUUUA
This is a messenger RNA of Tachysurus vachellii, 3341 nucleotides long. RefSeq names its product coiled-coil domain containing 102A (gene ccdc102a). Gene Ontology annotation, cellular component: myosin complex. NCBI's taxonomy places the organism in Eukaryota, Metazoa, Chordata, Actinopteri, Siluriformes, Bagridae. The record is from RefSeq and is a predicted model, not a curated record. The transcript is spliced from 9 exons. The coding region runs from base 238 to 1962 and encodes 574 amino acids.